Messenger RNA from Ochlerotatus camptorhynchus, 1273 nucleotides. RefSeq lists its product as uncharacterized. Bases 32 to 1273 code for a protein of 413 amino acids. Gene Ontology annotation, cellular component: cilium. NCBI's taxonomy places the organism in Eukaryota, Metazoa, Arthropoda, Insecta, Diptera, Culicidae. The record is from RefSeq and is a predicted model, not a curated record. The transcript is spliced from 3 exons.
AUUCCUUGGCAAAUCGUUAGCGAGAUGUACCAUGGGAUGCUCCACAUCAAGCACAGCGGUCGAAGAAGAAGGAGAUACCUAUCCGAGUACACCUGUGCGGAGAGUUGCCAAAACUUUCACUGGAUUGCCAGGGGAUUCCGUUCAGGUGGAAAACGUCGCACCGAAGCCUUCGGAAACUGUCCCCCAAGCGUACCGGCGACUAGACGAGGAGAUAUGUGUUCUUGAGAGCAGUUGUCCGGGACCUCGGCUACUGACUGCGGAAGCGUGGAUUGAACAUCUGAAUGCGGUGUUUGAAAAAGCUGGUGCCACCAACGAGCUGUAUGAACGCGACAACAGAUUGGUGAUGGAUGUUAGACUGGAUGAUGUUCCGAAUGGGGCGUAUGGAUCUUCCAAGCCGGAAACUGCUGAAGUGGCUUUCGAUCGUAGUAGAGAUGAUACGGCUAAGGUUCGUCGAAUAGCCCUGAAAUUGGGCAUCGCACUGGAUCCGGUGAAAGCCGCUCGGCAGGAGGAGUUCAUUGCCCGCAUCACCCGUUCUGCCAUGACACUCGAGGCGCAAAGUUUUCGCGCAGAUAUGGUUGAACACUCGCGAGCUCGUGUAGCAAAUCUUCGCCAGAGUUUCACACGACUGCAGACACUCUACUUGGAGUUGGAUCAUUUGGUAGCCUCGGCAAACAAUGGCAGCUACAGUUCCGUACUUGAGCAACGUCUGGACGAGGAACUUGAUUCGGCGCGUGAAAUCCGUGACCGUUUAGGGGGAGUCUCCGAGCAAUGGAGGACGGCUGGUUUAUUGAUGAGAGCUUCACUAAAAGGGCUACUGCAAGCCGUCGAAUACUGGAAUCUUGUUGAACAGUCAUCUACAGCAGCGGAGAGGAUUUCUUUGGUGCUGGAUUGCCGAACGGCAUGUCACGGUGCUUUGAUCGCCUUGGAGGCAGCUCAGGCAGCGUUGCCUCAGGUUGAAAUUCCUUUCGUUACUCUUCGACAACAGUCUGCUGUGAAGCAUGGAUUGAUCUACAUGUUGACCGAUAUGGUGAAUCCAGCACGUUUUCGCCAUACCAAGCACGUUCUGGAGGGAUUUCAAGCUAACGUGGAGAAGUCUGUUGAGUGGAUCUACAGCACUUACAACAAUACAUUGAAAAAGGACUUGAACGAUGCCGAUCAGGAAGUGAUUUCAAUUGCCAAGCAAUUGAGAGAAAUUCGUCAGCAGUACAUCAACCAACGAAUGGGUUCCAAAACUUACGUAAGGCCUGCUCUGGGAAAGCCAGAUAAACGGUAG